UCCCACAUGCCUUAGCGUGCCGACAAAUCAAAAUGGCGGAGAGUUGUUGUCUUGGAGAAUGUCAACAUACGAACUUGCAAAACGCGUAGAGUAGAAAUGAGAUGUUUGUAAAGUUGGUUGAAGUAUGCCAGGUGAAGAAGAGUCUGAUAGUGAAGGACAGCCAGGAGCAACAUGGGAACACCAGUCUCUGGCACAGGUGAAGAUAAAAGUAUUAAGAGGGCAUAAAGAUGCUGUAAACAGUUGUUCAUUUACAUUUGAUGACUCCAAAAUUGUCACUGCCUCACAUGACAAGACCCUGAGACUUUGGGAUGCCACCUCUGGAGCGCAAGUCAAGGUGUAUAAAGGUCACAAUUCAUAUGUCACUUGCUGUCACACAGACCCUAACAGUGCAAGGAUUGCAUCUGGUGGAUGGGAUAAAAGACUUCUUGUCUGGGAUAUUCAGACUGGUACAAUUCUGUGGGAAGCAGUGAAUGAGGGUAUAGUGACUUCCUGUCACUUCUCUCAUGAUGGACGCUACCUUGUCAACAGCAGUGAUCUAGAUUUUGCUGUCAGUGUGUGGGAUGUCAGGGAGGGAUCUCUUAUUAAGAAAUUCUUCAGUCACAAGAGUACAGUUACAUGUUGUCGAUUUGCUCCAAUGCAAAACCGGAUUUGUACAACUUCCAUGGACAGAACAACAAAGAUCACUGACAUGCUAACCUUCACUGAGGAUUAUAAUGUCACUCUUACUCUUGGGGGUCAUAUAAAUGUCAUCUCCAGCUGUUGUUUCAGUAGCGAUGAACACUUAUUGGCCACAGGAUCAUGGGACAAAAAUAUUCAAAUAUGGGACAUUGCCACUGGUGUCUAUAGAAACCAUGGGCCACUUACCUUUUCCAAAGGACAUGAAGGUUCCAUCAGUGCUUGCAACUUCAGUGAGGAUGGUAGUAUGCUAGUGUCCUCAUCAUAUGAUGAAACUUUGGUCAUCUGGGAUGUUGAAAACUGUUGCCAGAAGUUUGCCCUUAAGGGUCACACAGGCUGGGUAAAUGACUGCAAACUCAGUGCUGAUCAGAAAUGGAUAAUCUCCUGCUCAAAUGACAAAACUGUCCGUAUGUGGAACAUAGAGUCAAGUGAAGAUAUACCGGUGGUGUUAGAACACAGAAAAAACAUAGGACUGAGAAUUGUGCAGUGUCAAAACUGUAGCAAGCCUUUCUCAAUUGCUCAGCUGGAUGACGAGGUGAACCAUAAGUACUGUGUUUUCUGUCGUCUGGAGCAUCCCUCAGAAUUCUCACCUUCGCCAAUUGACUUUUGAUGUUUGGUUUGCGAUCACGAGUGAGCUACAUGAAUGCUUGUACUUACAUGCUAAGCUAUAAAGCGACAAGCCUCACCAGGUCACGGUUAAGAGGAAUGUUAAUUUCAAGCUAUGCAGCCGUGGAAGGCGUUUGCUGGAAAGUUCUGAUAGUGUGAAGAGUGACUGGUGAAUCUUACUGAAAUGUUAUUUGGUAAAAGAUCUGAAGACGUCGUGAAAAGUUUCUCCAAAAUCCUGCAACCUUUCUUGAAAUAUGAAAGGGAUGUGCUGAUGUUGCUUGCUACUAUUGUUCAGGCGCUGGUUGUUCAAAGUAGGAUUAUGCUAAUCGAGGUUUAGUGUUGAAGGACUAAUCGACCACGAUUUUAGUUUCUUUUUGUCCUUUGCCUUUUUACUUUAACUCAUCUCAACCUUUAGCAUUGAAAUUAUAUGCGGCAACAAAUAAAACCUGUGUCAACUUUACCCCUUGCCUAAUGUUUUUUAACGGCACGUAUUUUGUGGGUUGAAACGACCUGUUUAUUCGAAUUUAAGCCGAACAAAAAAACGCCAACAUAAAGGCUAACUGCAAGCAACCUAAGCUAAUCUGGACUAACUGGAAUGCUGUUCAGGCUAAUCAAUGUGCUAAGUAGACUCAAUGGAACUUUAAAAGUCGAUUUUUUAACUUGCAACCUGCGUAAAAAACCUGCCGGUUUUUUGUACUGAAAUUGAACCAGCCCAGGGAUUUAAGCUGUCGCCUGUGCGUUACUACAUCAACGUCCUCACAUCACGAGGCAUCAGCCAGCAAGCAAAUUUUCUCUAUUGUAUGGCGGCAUAUAGAUGGCUUCUUCAGCUACAUACCUAACUCUCGAGUUCUUAUAUUUAAACACGCCUUUGAUGCACAGAAUUCAACAGUGAUAUGCUAUGUUAGUAUAAAGACAGUGGGUCUUCAACUGGAUUGUUAAUUUAGUGUCUUCUACCAGUGUGAGUCUAUUGAGUUGCACUGGAGGGCUGGCUUCGUUGGAUUCGUUCGUCAUGACCUCCAGCCAAAGAUACCUCAGCAGGUCCGACCUUAGUCAGUCUGUAAGUAUUUUGACUGCCUGGUAUCCAGGCGUCUCUCCUUGGUUGGGGCGAGGUACACAUAGAGUUGUUGGCCUGUUGUGCUCUGAAAACUCCACAUACAUUUUGCUGCCUAAUCAUCAAGCCCCACUCUCCGCACAGAUACAAAUUGAAGACGCUAUGGAGGGGGCAGAAUUGCUGAUGUGUAAGGCGCAAGACGGCCUUUGUUGGACCGGGUUACGUUAAAUGAAAUAAAUUGCCACCUGAAAUAGCCCAGAAUGUUCGUGGGAUGAUAUUAUUCAGGGACAUUUUCUAUAUGCAGCAAAUGUUUGGUCAGGCGCAAUGUAAUUGUAAUUUAAAGUCUGAUGAAAUAAGUUUCCUUUGCUAGAUGUUUCAUUUACCCAACAACAAUUUUCUCUCAAAUGCUUUAAAACGCUGUUUCAGGCUCAGUCUGGAUUAAAGCUCAGGCCAUAAUUGUUCGAAGGGUGGAUACGCUAUCCACCGGAUAAAUCGCUAUCCAGUGGAUAAGUGUUAAUAAAACAAACCACGCUAUUCGCUGGAUAGUUAUUUGUCCGAUAGAUAGCGUUAUACACCCUUUGAUCAACUGGGGCCCUGUAGUUUAAUUUUAGGCUGCUCUGUAAAACGUUGAUCUGUUCAGUCAUCAGUUCUAGGAAAACUUGAUUUUUCUCGGGUUUAUUAGGACUUUUUUGUUCAUUUCAAAAUUCGCUAUUGCCUUUCUCACAUCAUAUCUGACCUUUUUCUUCCGUACCCUAAACGACAGUUUUAUCAAUUUGAAAACAACAGCCAUUAAACUUAUCAUACCACGAAAGGUCGAGGUGUAAAUUCUCUUAUGAAAAUCGUAGGAAUUAAAGGCCUCGGUUCCGGACGGAUAAUUUACCGAAAUGAUCUGUUGGGUGCUCCUGCCAUUUGUUUGGCUAGAAGACGGUAUUCGAAAUAACAACAGAUGGUCAAAAAACAAUGCAUGACGUUAUCAGUACUUCAGAUUGCCCUCAUUAGUGAUAGUGAAAAAGGAAAACAACCUAAAACGCCGUGGAAGCACCCGUGAUACAUAAAAGGAGAGAAAGGAAAACAUUUUAAUGAAUGAAUGAAUGAAUGCUUUAUUUAACGUGGAUAUAAGCU
This is a messenger RNA of Orbicella faveolata, 3454 nucleotides long. RefSeq lists its product as uncharacterized. Gene Ontology annotation, molecular function: protein binding. The record is from RefSeq and is a predicted model, not a curated record. Lineage: Eukaryota; Metazoa; Cnidaria; Anthozoa; Scleractinia; Merulinidae.